Acyrthosiphon pisum (pea aphid) is the source of this 2930-nucleotide messenger RNA. RefSeq lists its product as uncharacterized. The transcript is spliced from 2 exons. The record is from RefSeq and is a predicted model, not a curated record. The coding region runs from base 717 to 2882 and encodes 721 amino acids. NCBI's taxonomy places the organism in Eukaryota, Metazoa, Arthropoda, Insecta, Hemiptera, Aphididae.
AAAAAAAAACAGUGCAUUCAGCAUUCUUCUUUAGUUCUUUAAUCUUUAUAGGUCUUUGUCAGUACUUUUGUAUCCGUUGUCUACGAUUAUCUAGAAAGCCUUUAUAUAUAUAUUUAUUAUAUUAUAUUAUCUAGGCUCUACGAUUAUCUAUAAUUAUCGUGAUUGUUUCAUUUCGUGCCAUAGACCAAUAGUUUGUUCAAAAUAAUAAAAUAUACACAUUACAUUUGUCAUACAUGAUAUAAACUAAUCAAACAUCAGUAAUGUACUAAUGUAAAAAGCGUUAAAAAUGCGUUAACUUUUCGGGAACUAGCAAGUGAUAUAAGGAAAUCGUUGAUUAAUGACAGCCAUGCUGAAUGCUGAUGUCGAUAUGAAUAUGUGAUAAAGAACACAAAUCGGGGAAGGGGAAACGAUUGCAAAUAACGCGGCCGGCGAAUCGACUUAAUCGCCCGCAUGCCUGGCCUGUAUUCCCAAAGGACUGCAGCGAGCAAUAAGGAUUUAACCGCCAACCGGGUGAAUCAGUCGUUGUCAAAUACUCAAAUGUGCUAUUACGAAUUGCGUCGAUACUAAUAUGACUCGAUAAUUAUAUCAUAAGUAAUAACGUUAUAUUAUUGUGUAUAAUAUGUUUUGUUGAUGCGACGUAGCUAUUAGGUAUGUAAUAUAUUUUUUUUAACCCACUUUAAUACUAAACCUAAUAUAAUAACAUAACUUAACAUACAAUGGAAUCGUCGAUGAAUAAAAAUUCCGUUCAAUAUCUGAUCCAUAAUCCAUUUUCUACUUUGACGUAUGAAGAGCAAAUAGCAAUAAAGCAACUAGGACGACCUACUCCAGACCUAAAAGGUCUCGUUUCAAAAUCGAAAAAAGAUAACAAGGAAUACACUCGUCAUUUUCAUAUGGAUACCUACAAAAAACACACGUGGUUGUGCGGGUGCGAAGUGGAACAAGCUGUGUUUUGUUUUCCGUGUUUAUGUUUUGGUAAUGAAACUUCGUGGACUGAUUGUGGUGUAAAACACUUGGGCCAUUUAUCAUCGAAAAUAAAAAAACACCAAAAUUCAUUUGAUCAUUUGCAAAACGAAGUUAACCUUAAAGUACUCGGUAAUGGUAAUAUAAACGACGAAGCUGAUAAACUUUAUGAAAUAGAAAUAAAACGCCACAACGAGCAAAUCGAAAAAAACCGUUAUAUUCUAGAAAAAUAUCUCAAAUGUGUACAAUUUUGUGGGAAAUAUAACCUUCCACUGAAGGACCGCGGUGACAAUAUAAUGACCCCCGACUAUAACUACGGUGUAUUCCUAGGCGCUGUUGAUCUAUGUAAAGGUUGUGACGUAAGUCUGCGGUGCUAUUUAGAAAACUCGACUAGCAUAAAUUGGACUUCAAUGACAAUCCACGACGAUUUAUUGGACUGCAUAUUCCUUGUAGCCCGGCAGAAAAUUUUGUCGGAAAUGGAAAUGGUGCAAUUCAUUUCAAUAAUUGUUGACGGGACCACCCAUGUUUCAAACACAGUGCAUUUGGUUAUACUGUUCCGCUAUGAAUUAAAAGGUAAACCCGUCGAACGUUUUUGGGGGUUUUUGAACGCUGCUAAUGGACACGAUGCAGGAUCAUUGUCGCAGACAAUAAUGUCCGAAGUGAACUCGAUCUUAAAAGACGCGCCGUACAAAGUAGUAGCUCAAUCGUACGGUGGAGCAGCGGUUAUGAGUAAAGUAAAUGUCGGAGUUAAGGAAAUGUACCCGUACGCGUACUAUAUGCAUUGCCACACACACCAGUUGCACGUAGAAAUGACCCAGGCGGUUUCGGGGAACAAAGAAGUCCAAAUGUUCUUUUCGGAUUUAUCGGACAUAACUGAAUUCUUUUCAAACUCGCCGCAAAGGGUAGCCGUGCUCGACGGAAUAACGGGCAACCGGCCAUCGCGGACCGGGUGCAAUUUCACCGGAACGAGCGGCACUCUGAACACGGUUUACAUGUAUCGAAGUGAGAUAAUGCGCUGUAUGGACAUAAUAAUAAAAACAUCGCAACAGACGUCGACGAUUAAACAGGCGGGAUCGAUAAAACGUUUACUCAGCGAUUCGGUGUUUGUAGUGUGGUUGGCGGUCUUCUAUGAAAUAAUGCCAAACGUCUACAGUCUCCACGACAGUGUGCAAACCGCCGCGUUGGACGACUCUGCUGACGAAAGUAUACCGAUUUUAGUUCAACAGUUCGAAAAACAAAUAUCUGACGUACGUAAUAAAGUUCCCGAUAUUAUUGAAAUUUCUUCAAACUUGCCGGACGUAAAUGUUAAAAGAAAACGUUUCGAGCAAUGCAAUAAUCUUAAUAACCACUACUACGACAAUGAAUCUCGAAAACAAUCAGCUAUUGACGUUUGUAAUACUUUAAUAGAUACAACUAAAGAUCGCUUAGAGUUCACUAAACACUUGACCGCAGUUAAGCUAUUUCAAGCUGAAAAAUACCCUGCAUAUACGAAAAAAUUUCCAAUUCAAUUACUUCUGAGUACGUUUCAUUGUUACCCAUUUUUCGAUAAAGAUAGACUGAAAACUGAACUAGAUGUCAUGUAUUUUAGAGACGAUUUUCGUACUUUGUCCGGUAUUAUUCCAACACAUCAAUACAUUUUAAGGAAUAAUAUGAUUGAUACUUUUAAAGAAGUGAUUUUGCUUUUACGAAUAUUAAUGACAGUUCCUCCAAUGACCACUGGACAAGAAAACAGUUUUUCAACUUUUAAAAAGAUUAAGACGUGCCUAAGAAACACUACGGUUGAAGAAAAAUUAAAUGCUAUAACAAUGUUAAAUAUUGAAAAUAAAAUGAUUUCAGAUGAUACUAAUUUUAAUAAAAAAGUAAUUGAUAUGUUUAGUGAAAGAAACAAUAGAUGUUUAGAUUUUAAAUAUAAAAUCAAGUAGUUAUAUUAAUUUUGGAUUUUGGAUAAUUAAAAAUUGUAUUUAAGUAAC